Molecule: messenger RNA, 915 nt
Organism: Brachypodium distachyon (stiff brome)
Lineage: Eukaryota; Viridiplantae; Streptophyta; Magnoliopsida; Poales; Poaceae
Exons: 3
Coding region: 1-915 (304 amino acids)
Source: RefSeq, a predicted model, not a curated record
AUGCGGGCUAGGGGCGGCGGACUGGACUGGGGACGGCUCGGGGGCCUCACAGAUAGGGAGCAACGGUUAAAGAAAGAUUACAAUACUGUCAAGUCUAUUUUGAACAAGAGUGGCUUUGGAUGGGAUCCUUUGCAAAAAGUGCUAGAAUCCAUUGAUGAAAAAUGGGAUGAGUUGAGUAAAGAACAAAGGAAGUGGAGGUACAAAGCAUUCCCUCACUAUGAUGAUUUGCAUGGAAUUUAUGACGGUAAAACAGCAGAGGGGAAGCGUUGUAAAAGGACAACUGAUAUGUUCGAAGAGAAGGACAGCUCACCUGCUUUUGUACCAGAAGAAACCUACACAGAAUCAGUUCUUCGGGCCGCUAGACUUAAUUCGCUGCCUCCAACAAUACCUGCUCCAGGCUUCGAUGGUCACCAGUAUGAUUGGGACAGAGGCUUAUAUGGUGAUGAUGUGGAGUUUCCUUCUGUUUCUCAUUCUCAAGGUGUGGAAAAUUCUAGUAGUCAGUUUGAAGCUAAAGAGAACUACAUAGUUCCUGACCAACCACCAAAGAGGUAUAAUGCUGCAAAAGGCAGUGACGAACGCAGGCCUAAGAAAAGCAAGGAAUCAGCGAUUGACAAUCUGGUGGCUUUUAGAAAGGAAGAACUCCAGACAUAUGUGGAAGUAAAGUCGAAACAAAUUCAGAGCUACAGAGAUGUCAAGAUGGCACAGUUGCAACAAAGUGAUCCUGACAAUGAUCCUUACUACAUUACCAAAUGCAUCGCUAAAGUGAAGACUGUAGAUAAACUUUCACCACGUGAUCAUCUAAAGAUCAUAGAGUACCUAAUAGAGCAAAGAAUAGAACGUCAAGUCUUUAUGACAGUGGAUGAUGAAGUGUUUAUGGAGAUACUGAAGAAAGUGCUUGGUCGCGAUGAGAUCUGA